Messenger RNA from Carassius gibelio (silver crucian carp), 1347 nucleotides. It is a transcript of the gene rpp30, whose product is annotated as ribonuclease P/MRP 30 subunit. The coding region runs from base 153 to 950 and encodes 265 amino acids. Gene Ontology annotation, cellular component: nucleolar ribonuclease P complex; ribosome. The record is from RefSeq and is a predicted model, not a curated record. Gene Ontology annotation, biological process: translation; tRNA processing. Gene Ontology annotation, molecular function: RNA binding; structural constituent of ribosome. NCBI's taxonomy places the organism in Eukaryota, Metazoa, Chordata, Actinopteri, Cypriniformes, Cyprinidae. The transcript has 11 exons.
CACUCAACUAACUCACGUGGUCCAUACUUCUGGUUUAUAGUUCAACGUGCAGUCUUGUUUGUGCAUGUGGCGUUAAAUUUGUUGAAUUGUUUUAAAUUUAUGCUAUAAAAGUAAACGUUAUAUACAUUUUCUGUUGUAAAAACAGUGGAAAAAUGUCUGUGUUUAUGGAUCUAAACAUUAUCAGCGGUAAUGAUAAGAACAAACUCAGAAGCAUCGUAGAGACAGCUGCGCACCUUGGCUACUCAACAGUUGCAAUAAACUAUGUGGUGGAACCACAACAGAAGAAACAGGAAAUUCCCAAGCCACAGAGUGUGUCAGACAUAUUUGAUAAAUUCCCAGUAGUGCAGGGCAAAUCUUCUCCCAUCAAAGUACUGAAUCGAUUGACCAUCAUAGCCUCGGAUGCUUCUCAUUUUAGACCAACCAACGAAUACAAAAGCUUUGACCUUGUGGCAGUGUAUCCCAAGACAGAAAAACUAUUUCAUGCAGCCUGCAUGACUUUUGAUGUGGACAUUAUCUGCAUUGCAGUGGCUGAAAAACAGCCCUUCCAUUUUAAAAGGGCUCCAGUUAAUGGGGCUAUUGAGAGGGGAGUUUUCUUUGAGACAUGUUAUGCGGCAGCCAUCAGAGACACUACUACGAGAAGAUACACCAUUGCCAAUGCCAUCAGCCUCAUGGAAGUCUGUAAAGGAAAAAAUAUCAUAGUGUCCAGUGGAGCAGAAAGACCUCUUGAGUUGAGGGGCCCAUAUGACAUUGCCAAUUUAGGGCUUUUGUUCAGCCUGUCUGAGGGAGAUGCCAAAGCUGCUGUUUCUUCUAACUGUCGAUCUGUCUUGCUUCAUGGAGAGACGAGAGCCACUGCAUCUGGUGUUAUUUACACCAUGAAGAAACCAAAAACUCCCCAGAAGCAAGAAGAAGAAUCUCCAUUAUCUAAAAAGGCCAAAACUGAAUCAACAUAGCCAGUAUUCCAGCAUGCAUGUGUUCAUUAUCUUUUUUUUUUUUUUUUAUUGAAGGUUAAUAUUCCCAGAAUCCCCUUUGCUUAGUCUUGCAAUCCACUUUAAAUUGAAAGAAAAUACAGAUAUUAUAAAUGACAUUUAUUUAGUCAAGCUUUAAAGGAAUUGAAAACAGAAUUUUCAGAUACAAUUACAGAUAAAUGAUUAGACUAGUAUAACAUUGCUUAUCAGUUGAGUGCAUUCUGUUAUAAAUUACCAUUUAGAAUAUCAAAAAACACCACCAUGCUCUCACUGAAUCUAAUCUCAGCAGUAGAGCUAUUUCAGACAAUGCAUUUACAUGUGAAGUAAAUGAAUUUACAUUCUUUUCUGCCUUAUUUAUGGUUUAAAUAAAAAGUUAAAGUAC